AUGACCUACAAUUUCCAAGAUCAAACGGCCGAACGUACCUCAACGGAUCAGACCUUGCUCGUCGUGGGAGUGCUCUUCUCGCUGCUGGCGUUGUACUUGUCGGUGCAAAUCAGCAAUAACCGAGGACCAACGACUGAUCCGGAUCAACUUCGCAAGAAGAUUAUGCGAAUGGCUAUCCUUCACGGUCAGUUGAGCGACAUCGUUGACCAGUUCAACAGUUGUCACUCUACAACGGUGAUGUUGGCGUUGGCCACGGCCUUUGGACUCACCGUUUUUUCGACAUUUGCUACGAUCCAUGUCUAUGCUGCCAAUGUAGACGAUUCCAUUUUCUGGAUUGCUUGGUCCAGAAUGCUGUUUGAUAUGUUGUUCAUUUCGAUUGUCGUGUACGUUCUGAUAUGUUCCGGGUUGGUCAACGACGAGUGCAAACUGACGGCAGUGUUAGUGCACAAGUCCAUCGGUUAUCGAUCAUACGACAGGCGAAUUUUCCAACAGCUGCGGAAGAUGUCCCAACAGAUGCGGCAUCACACGCCGAAGAUUUCCUGCCGUUUGUUCGACUUUGAUUGGGAGCUGAUGUUUACGAUCAUCGGAUCGCUGAGCACCUAUUUGGUUAUUUUGAUGCAAUUCGACCUUGUCAACUACAGAAUGGAGUAA
Ochlerotatus camptorhynchus is the source of this 651-nucleotide messenger RNA. Its product is annotated as gustatory receptor for bitter taste 66a-like. Lineage: Eukaryota; Metazoa; Arthropoda; Insecta; Diptera; Culicidae. Gene Ontology annotation, cellular component: axon; neuronal cell body; dendrite. The record is from RefSeq and is a predicted model, not a curated record. The transcript is spliced from 4 exons. Bases 1 to 651 code for a protein of 216 amino acids. Gene Ontology annotation, biological process: male courtship behavior; sensory perception of taste; chemosensory behavior.